AUGGCGGACCCAACAACCUCCCCGCCCCUGAUCCCAUCGUCGAUCCGAAGCGCCCACGCAAAGAUAAAACCCUACAUCCACCGCACACCACUGAUCACCUCGACAUCCUUGAACCGCAUCGCCUCGUCGCCUGACCCAAGCGUCUACGUCUCCGACAACCCGCCGCCGUUCCCUGCUUCAUCCGCCCUGCCAGGCAUCCCGCAGUUCCGCAUCUGGAUGAAAUGCGAGAAUCAGCAGAAGAUCGGCGCGUUUAAGGCGAGAGGCGCUUUUCACGCCGUCUCGAGGUUGAUUGAGGAAUUGGGGCUUGAGGAGGUGAGGCGUCGCGGGGUCGUCACGCAUUCUAGUGGUGAGUGA
This is a messenger RNA of Exophiala bonariae, 354 nucleotides long. RefSeq lists its product as uncharacterized. The transcript has a single exon. The record is from RefSeq and is a predicted model, not a curated record. The coding region runs from base 1 to 354 and encodes 117 amino acids. Gene Ontology annotation, molecular function: threonine racemase activity; pyridoxal phosphate binding; L-serine ammonia-lyase activity. NCBI's taxonomy places the organism in Eukaryota, Fungi, Ascomycota, Eurotiomycetes, Chaetothyriales, Herpotrichiellaceae.